Messenger RNA from Octopus sinensis (East Asian common octopus), 1971 nucleotides. RefSeq names its product A disintegrin and metalloproteinase with thrombospondin motifs 2. The record is from RefSeq and is a predicted model, not a curated record. Gene Ontology annotation, biological process: extracellular matrix organization. The transcript has 11 exons. Lineage: Eukaryota; Metazoa; Mollusca; Cephalopoda; Octopoda; Octopodidae. The coding region runs from base 10 to 1473 and encodes 487 amino acids. Gene Ontology annotation, cellular component: extracellular matrix. Gene Ontology annotation, molecular function: metalloendopeptidase activity.
UGCAUUCGUAUGAACAUGUAUAACCACAUGCACAUAUAUUCUUAUUUCUGUAGCCCAGCGUUUAAGGGAAAGGAAUGUGAAGGUCGCCUUGAAGAAUUCAAGAUUUGCAAAACGGACGUGUGUGUAAACAGCAGAGACAUGAGAGCUGAACAAUGUGCACUUUUCGAUGGCUAUGUGAUUGGAAACAACCAGCAUACGUGGAGACCAACACAACUCGGAAACGGUACGAACUUUUGUAAACUUAACUGCAUCUCAAAGGAGACGGCGGAAAUUCUUCAAACGGAAGCGGAUGUCAAAGACGGAACACUUUGCCAAUACGAUGGUUCAAAUAAUAUAUGCGUCCGAGGAAUUUGCCAGGAAGUCGGUUGCGACGGUGUCUUAGAAUCUCCAAUGAAAGCAGACGCCUGUGGACAAUGUAAUGGGGACAACACUACUUGCAAAUCAAUCUCAGGAACAACGAAUCGAUCGUCAGAGAAAGAACUGAUGAAAUAUCAUAGAAUCAUUGUUUUACCAAAAGGAGCCAGAAAUAUCUUCAUAUCAGAGUCUCCCAGUCGAAAUAAUUUCAUGGCAAUUGAAGACGAGAAAGCCAACGAAUUCCCUUUGAAUGGUGACGGUAUUCAGGCCCCUUCGCAUUCGUUCAUAGCAAGAGGGGCUCGCUUUAUUUACACCAACACUGAAACAGAAGAAACGUUACAAUCAAUCGGACCGAUUAACGGCUUUUUAUUAGCAAAGUUGUAUAUGACAGAAAACAACACAGACUCCGAGAUAUCGUAUAGCUACACGGCCAGUCGAGACGAUUACACCUUUGAGAAAAACAGUUUUAAGUGGCGUUUUGACAAAUGGAGUGAAUGUAGCGUUUCUUGCGGCGCAGGAAUUCAGAAUACGAUGUACAACUGUUUCAAUACACUCACCGAUAAACUUGUUGAGAAGAACUUCUGUCUCCAUCUUGAAGAUCCCCGGAUUGACAAAGUGGAGUGUAAACGGGAGGAAUGUAUGAAAUCAAGGUGGGUGGUUGAACGAUGGAGCAGUUGUUCUAAAACGUGCGGCACAGAUGGUGUGGAGCAACCCGUAUACUUUUGUGUGUCAGACACCCGAAAGAAAGAUGAAGUGGUUUCUGAUUCUUACUGCGAUGCAAGUAAAGAACCCAAUGGUACCCGGGAAUGCAACCGGAUUCCUUGUGCUGGAGAAUGGCAAGUCGGUGAAUGGUCUAAGUGUUCAGUGAGCUGUGGUAGCGGAAUACAAGGCCGGACUGUGACCUGUUCUACUCCGGACAGCGACAAACUCCCGUGCGAGAAAGAAAUGCCAAGCACGACGAAAACUUGUAAAAUGGAAGACUGCAAACCCAAAGUCACUGUUUGCCUCAAGGACAACACCCAGUUUUGUAAAUACGGCUCGACCAACCGCACAUGCUUCUACAACGGUUACAGAGAGCUCUGCUGCAAAUCUUGCGAGAAGUUUUUAAAGAACUACUAAAGAACCAAAAAAAAAAAACCAAAAGAACACUUCCAUCUCACCAUUUUACACUGUUAAACAACAACGAAAAGACAAAAGAACUCUCAAAUGAAAAGAAAGAAACGACUCGAAAACCAACCGAAUUUUAUAUCUGGUAUCAGAUAUAGAAUUAUGAAGAAAAAUUACGAAUUUAAUAGAUUUUUUCGGUUAUUUUUAGAGAGAAAAACUACCGUAUUUGAUGACAUAAAAGACGCAUAUUAAGCGCACCCGGAUUUCACCAGUGUAUAUUCAGGAAAAGAUGAUUUUAGUGUAUAAAAGCUUAUGGGAGGCCCAACUUCGCAUUUAGGGCCAGGGGGGAUUUUUUUUUUUUUUGAGACAUUUUUUUUCUUUUGCGGUAUGGGUGAAAAAAAAGUGUACCUUGUAUGUCAUCACUUACGGGUGGGAAAUAUUCGAGGAUGAAAGGGGCUGAUUGGGUGCAAGGGUGGAUUGGACAUAUUAAAACAAUUAUUUUCCAUGUAA